ACAGAAUUCGUGCCAGAAUGCAAUUCUUUUUGUUCAUAUUCCCUUUUAUUUAAUUUCCAAUUAUUCAAUUCGUACUCUCCAUUACCUCUACCUCGCGUGGGCAUUCCCCUAACAUUACCUCCACCAUAGGAUAUCCGCACCUGAACAAGUUCUUCACCGAGUCGUUCUUCUUUGUCUUCCGUACUCAAUUGCUUAUAAUUCACAAUUAGUUAUGAAUUCUUUCUGUUGAGACCGUGUUUUGUAACUGGCCUCAAAGUCUGAAAUUUUCCCGGUUUCUUAGUAUUGGAAACAAUCCAAAGACUUUGUUCUCACACAUUGUCCCACGUGUUAUUCAUUUCAUUACUCCUUGUACGCAUUCAUUCAUUCUUAUUUAUUGCAUUUUGUUAUUUCAAACAACAAUAUCUUCAUAGAACUGUUCUCGCUUGUUCAUUUUACUAUUAGAUAUCUGACAGCAUCAAUUACAUUUACUCAAGGAUGAACAAAGCGAACUCCGUGGACACGACGCCAAAGAUUGUCACACUGUACAAACAAGUGUUGAAUCCGCAGACUUCUGCAGAUGAAUUUGAUGACCUAUUUUGGCGAGAGUUUUUUCUGCUACAAGACCACGUAGAAGAAUUGAGGACGCUAUUGUCAGAAUUCAAUGACAACGAUGUAUAUCAUUUGCGGCACAAGUUGCGAAGUAUGUUUUCGUGUGUCAUUGUGCUCCUAUCUCAACCUUCUGAAGAACGACGGGUAAUAAACGCAUUCAAGACGCUGUCUGUUGUUUUCCAAGAUCUUUCUGCACGAAAAGUGCCUGAUUUUAGUCUUACCGUGAUCAGCUUUUUUGGCGGCAUUGACAAAAUCGACGAGAGCUUCUCGCGAUUUGUAUUUAACUUGGGUUCCCUAGUAUUAAAGAAAAUGAAUACGGACUUUGGUGUGCAAGCACUUCUUUUCUUACGAAAAACGGUGUUCUUUCUGUAUCCAACGACUCUAAUCUCACAUGUGUUCGAUGAUGACACUGUAUUUCGUGCACUUUACUCAAUCGUAGAAGCAAAAGCAGAGGGAAUAGACAUUGCAGUUACCACCCUUGGUCUGCUAUCGGCAUGCGAUCGAUUCGAAGUUAUGAAUACAUGUCGCGUAAAGUUAUCCCAUGUCACCGACGAAGGGUUUAUGACGAAUUAUCUGUUGAGCGUGUCAAAGGCGAUGUCAAGCCUAUGCGAUACAUACCGUGAAAUUAAACCAGAGGUUUCCAAUACUAGUGGGUUUUUCUCCUUCUUAUCGUUUUCUCGUACAGUCUAUCCGCCGACUGAGGAACAGGAAACCGCAUUUUCUGCCUUACCUGAUGACCGUACCUUGUACGUAAUUGCUCUUUACGAAAUGGCUACAUGUAACAAAGUUUUUCUAUUGCUUCUUUUUGACAUGCGCCCUUCAGACACUGAAAGCUGUCCACUCUCUAACUUGAUAUCACUGGCAUCAUACAUUGGAGCUCAUCAGCGAAGCUCGCCGAUUGCUGGACGGGUAUCGGUGGUUUUCCUUAACCUGCUUCAUUUUAUGACUGACAAAACCUUCUUUGUCAACAAUCUACUGAACGAGGACAUGUCCAUCAGUCCUACGUUGUGUAGCCAAAGGUUACCUACUUUAACAUUCCCUUCUGCACCCGCGCCUCCAUUAGUCUUUAUGUUGGAUGUUGUUGUGAUAUCUUUACAGCAUAAUUUGAAGCGCAAUCUCAACUGUAUAAUGUACAACCUUUCCUUUUCGUAUAUACGACAUGCAAUAUUUCUUCUAUUCGAUGAAGGAUUACGGCUUCAUUAUCACUGGAAGGAACUUUGGCGGACGCUAUUCUUUUGUCUUCACUUUUUCGCUAGUCUCUACCGAACCGAAGUGUCGCCGUCCGCAGUCGUAAAUGAGACAGUUGAUAUAUUCUUUGGACUGCUCGGCUUUGUAAUAUCUGAAAGUGGUUCUGUUGUAGAGACUACCGAGGAAUUGGUCGAUCUACUUUACAAACUCGUGCAUGGCACGACUGCGAUAAGAACGUUACUAGAAAAGCGGGACUGGAAGAAUAAGUCAUGUAUGGAACUUUUGCUUAAACUCUCGGACGAUUUGACAGGUGGUGCUCCCAGCGGUGAAAUCGUCGUUACUGAUGAUUUAUUGUCUGUCAUUCAAAAGCAUACUGAAAGUUUGCAAAUCCCCAGCGACUUAAAAAACAUUCAUGAAGUUAUAUUUACGGAACGCAAUUCCAAAUCGAUGUACAAAAUACUAUGUCGUGAAUUAGCAGAUACCGCUUUGGGUACUAAAGACAUGGCCUACGAACACGAAAAAUAAUGACAGCUUUUUCAUUCUCUUAAUGUGCAAAGCUAAUUACUCUUCUACGAAAUGGUAUCAACAAACUCCUGACGAUGGAAUUGAGUCCUUUUGUUAUGUUUUGUAUAACAUCCUAACUUAAUAGACAAUUAUAGAAUUGAUAAUAUGAACUGAGGUGUGAGUGUAUUAACGUCCACUACUUUAAUAAACAUUUCAUAGGGUUAGUAGCUGUUCUAGAGACAAAGACGUUUUAAAAGUGUACUUUGGAAUUAUUGUAUUUCUGCAAAGGUUACCUAUUUAUCCAGUAAUGAAUUGGCAGUUAAGGAGUUAAUAAACGAA
This is a messenger RNA of Schizosaccharomyces japonicus yFS275, 2619 nucleotides long. RefSeq names its product DUF1741 family protein. The transcript has a single exon. NCBI's taxonomy places the organism in Eukaryota, Fungi, Ascomycota, Schizosaccharomycetes, Schizosaccharomycetales, Schizosaccharomycetaceae. Gene Ontology annotation, cellular component: membrane. The record is from RefSeq and is a predicted model, not a curated record. Bases 475 to 2301 code for a protein of 608 amino acids.